AUGGCCAGUAGGAUGACUGAGAGGCCCGCAGAAAAGGUGAGAGGACCUGAGAGGGUUGUUGAGAAAGAGGUAGACCCGAAAAAGGUAGUUGAGAAGGUGGUUGAACCAGAGGAAGAGAAAGUAGAAGUACCGGUUGAAGUGUAUGAGCCCGUUCCUCCAUACCCUAUGAGACUUUUGAACAAGAAGCAAAUUGCUCAGUAUAAUGGGUUUUUGGAGAUGAUCAAAAAGCUCCACGUAGACAUUCCCUUCCUUGAGGCUUUGGCUAAAAUGCCUAAAUUUGCCAAGUUUCUCAAGAGACUCUUGCUCAAUAAGAAGAAAAUUGAGGAUCUUUCGAUUAUUACAUUGAGUGAGGAAUGUUCUGCGAUGAUCUCAAACAAACUUCCCGGAAAGAUGCCAGAUCUGAGAAGUUUCACCAUUCCUUAUGAGAUAGAGGGUUAUGAGUUUAGGACUGCUUUGGCCGACCUAGGAGCUAGUAUAAAUGUGAUGCCAUAUUCUGUGUUUAAGAAGCUUAAGCUAGGAGAGCCGACCCCGACCUACAUGAAUGUUCAACUCGCCGAUCAUUCAGUGAAAUUUCCUAGAGGUAUAGUUGAAAACGUGCUAGUAAAAGCAGGUAAGUUUGUGUUUUCUACUGAUUUUGUUGUUCUAGACAUGGGCGAGGAUCCUAGUCGACACUCUUGUGUUUCACUCAUCUUAGGUCGUCUAUUCCUUUCUACCGCGAAAGCUAUAAUAGAUGUUCAUGGCCGGCCAAUUCAGUUUGUUGUUUCCUAA
Helianthus annuus (common sunflower) is the source of this 768-nucleotide messenger RNA. RefSeq lists its product as uncharacterized. Lineage: Eukaryota; Viridiplantae; Streptophyta; Magnoliopsida; Asterales; Asteraceae. Bases 1 to 768 code for a protein of 255 amino acids. The record is from RefSeq and is a predicted model, not a curated record. The transcript is spliced from 2 exons.